AUGUCUGUGGUCCCAGUUGUCAACGUCGCCAAUGGCUACCUCAACCCCCCUUCCGAUGCGGAAACCCUUACGAUGUUUACGCCCGAAGACGAUCUUUCACGCGAGGUUGAGGAGUUCAUAAAGAGCCAUCCAGUUGCUGUUGAGUUGAGGUCACAACCACAGUUUUCGGAAUCUCGUCCACAUCUGAAGAUACCGGAGGGACAACGAAGCCAUAAUUUGACAGCAGGAACCCUGAUGGGCCCGGGUAGGGUUGUGGUUCCCCCAUUCGUGUGGAGUGAACGGGGUGGGAAGUCUCUGGUUUCUAUAUCGUACCUGGGAGAGGACCUUUGCGGUCAUCCGGGCCUGGUCCACGGUGGUCUUCUCGCUACACUUUUGGACGAAGGACUUGCGAGAUGUUGCUUUGCGGCACUUCCCAACAAAGUGGGCAUGACGGCCAACCUCAAUAUCAACUAUCGCAACCCAACACCAGCCGGUGGUUUCGUUGUCUUGCGUGCAAAGACUACCAAAGUUGACGGCCGCAAGGCAUGGGUCGAAGGUCACAUCGAAACCCUGGUAGCUGAAGGGGAGAAGCCAGUUGUGCUGGCUGAUGCAACGGCCUUAUUUAUUGAGCCCAGACAAGCUGCAACCAAUAUCACUUGGCACCCUUCACUCUCAAGGCACGAGCGAAAUGAGCUGCGGAAGCAACGUGGAUUCACAAUCUGGCUGACCGGUCUUUCUGCUUCGGGAAAAUCUACGAUUGCAACAGCUCUUGAGCAGCACCUUUUGCACCUGGGCGUCGCAGCUUACCGUUUGGAUGGAGACAAUGUACGCUUUGGGCUGAACAAGGACCUUGGGUUUUCGGAGAAGGAUCGCAAUGAGAACAUUAGGAGAAUUGCAGAGGUUGCCAAGCUGUUUGCCGACUCCUCCACAAUUGCCCUCACAUCCUUCAUCUCACCAUAUAAAGCUGACCGCCAGAUCGCAAGAGACCUCCACGCAGCCUCAAACCAGGGCGGAGACGAUCCGAUCCCGUUCAUCGAAGUGUUCAUCGAUAUUCCAGUUGAGGUUGCUGAACAGCGAGAUCCAAAGGGUUUGUAUAAAAAGGCUCGAGCAGGAGAAAUCCCCAAUUUCACGGGAAUUUCUGCGCCAUACGAGGCACCAGAAGCAGCCGAGGUUCAUCUGAGGACCGAUCAAUUAUCUGUGGAGGAGUCGGUUGCCAAGGUCAUGGAAUACCUGCAUUCUAAGAAUUUGCUUCCAAAAUAG
Molecule: messenger RNA, 1239 nt
Organism: Mollisia scopiformis
Lineage: Eukaryota; Fungi; Ascomycota; Leotiomycetes; Helotiales; Mollisiaceae
Product: adenylylsulfate kinase
Exons: 4
Coding region: 1-1239 (412 amino acids)
Biological process (GO): sulfate assimilation
Molecular function (GO): ATP binding; adenylylsulfate kinase activity
Source: RefSeq, a predicted model, not a curated record